AGCAAGCACCGAGGACGAAGGCGCCAGAAUGAGGCAGCCAACCCCUACUCGAAGGAGGCAAGGAGGUUGUUGACUUGGAAAAAAGUCAGACGUGGGACUACCCUUCACAGCUAGAAAUCGCUUUUUAAAACGGUAAUACUAACGGACGGUAGACGAGCAUCCGAAGAGGAACUCUGAAGCGUAACUUCCACGUUUUGAUCAGGACAGGAAAAGGACACCCGAGGGGGGGUCCAUAUCUGACAGCCAGGAUGGCGGGAAAAUACACUCUGCUCCUCUGGAAGAAGGCUAUGCUACCAGUUUUCUGUCCCCUGUCGGCAGCUGAAGGUGUGGGCCUUGCGGAGAGAGUAACCCCAAGCUGGGCCGUUAGAGAGAAGCAGUGUUGAUAGCGGACGGCAGGCUUCAGGCUCCACGGCGUGGAGUUUCUCACUCGACCAGAGAGGAGCCUCCCUCUCCCUCAGCAGCGCGCGGACACACACACACACACACACACACACACACACACGCUCGCACGCACACACGCUCGCACACACACACGCACGGACGCGAGCACGGACGGGCUCGCUCGCACGCACCAGAGGCCCUGAGCCCUGGACACACACACACACACACGCACACACACACCGGCGGCCCUGGGGAUUCUCCUGGCCACGAGCGCGGCUCACUGACAGGGCCGGAGGAAGAUGACGCCGCCGUUGCCGCGGCGAUGCCUGGGCUGGAUGUCUCUGCUGCUGUUCGGGCUGACGUCUCUGAGCCCCGAAACCGAGGCGAACGUUCUGGACGCCAUGCUGCUGAGGAAUUCUGGGAAGGUGUCGAUAGACGGGAGCAAGGAUGAGAGUGGGGGCACGGCCUCAGUCUCCCCACAGCGCCUGCUCUGGUGCCACUGCUACCACCACUGCCCCGAGGACUCCACCAACAACACCUGCAGGACGGAUGGAUACUGCUUCACCAUGGUGGAGGAGGAGGAUGGAGGGUUUCCCGUCCAAACCUCCGGCUGUCUGGGACUCGUUGGUUCUGAAUUCCAGUGCAGGGACACGGGGAACUCCCGCCUGAGGAGGGCGCUAGAGUGCUGCACGGAUCAGGACUACUGCAACUGGGACCUGCACCCCACCUUGCCCCCGCUGAAACCACCCACCUACGUGGACGGGAACAUUCACCACAUGGCUCUGCUGAUCUCCGCCGUCAUCUGCUUCAUCAUCCUCGCCGUCAUCCUCAUCUUCGGCUACUUCUGGUACAAGCGGCAGGAGUCCCGGCCGCGAUACACCAUCAGCCUGGAGCAGGACCAGACCUUCAUCCCGCCCGGGGAGUCGCUGAAGGACCUGAUCGAGCAGUCCCAGAGCUCUGGCAGCGGCUCGGGGCUCCCCCUGCUGGUUCAGCGCACCAUCGCCAAGCAGAUCCAGAUGGUGAAGCAGAUCGGAAAGGGGCGGUACGGCGAGGUGUGGAUGGGGAAGUGGCGCGGGGAGAGGGUCGCCGUCAAGGUGUUCUUCACCACUGAGGAGGCCAGCUGGUUCAGGGAGACGGAGAUCUACCAGACCGUGCUGAUGAGGCACGAGAACAUCCUGGGCUUCAUAGCGGCGGACAUCAAAGGCACGGGCUCCUGGACGCAGCUCUACCUGAUCACCGACUACCACGAGAGCGGCUCGCUGUACGACUACCUCAAGUCCACCACGCUGGACACCAAGGCCAUGCUGCGGCUGGCCUACUCGUCCGUGUCCGGCCUGUGCCACCUGCACACGGAGAUCUUCGGCACGCAGGGCAAGCCCGCCAUCGCCCACCGCGACCUCAAGAGCAAGAACAUCCUGGUGAAGAAGAACGGCACCUGCUGCAUCGCAGACCUGGGGCUGGCCGUCAAGUUCAUCAGCGACACGAACGAGGUGGACAUCCCGCCGAACACGCGCGUGGGGACCAAGCGCUACAUGCCCCCCGAGGUCCUGGAGGAGAGCCUGAACCGCAGCCACUUCCAGUCCUACAUCAUGGCCGACAUGUACAGCUUCGGCCUCAUCCUGUGGGAGAUCGCCCGCCGAUGCGUCUCCGGAGGCAUCGUGGAGGAGUACCAGCUGCCGUACCACGACCUGGUGCCCACGGACCCGUCCUACGAGGACAUGCGGGAGGUGGUGUGCAUCAAGAGGCUGAGGCCGUCCUUCCCCAACCGCUGGACCAGCGACGAGUGCCUGCGCCAGAUGGGGAAGCUGAUGACGGAGUGUUGGGCCCAUAGCCCCGCCUCCCGGCUCACCGCACUGCGGGUGAAGAAGACGCUGGCCAAGAUGUCCGAGUCCCAGGACAUCAAGCUGUGAGGGGGGGAGGUCUCCGUGGCAACCGCGGGCACGCCCCCCCCCCAUCCUCUCCCCCCGCCCCCCGCUGAUCCCACCCCUCAGAGCCGCCUCCCAGGAACUGUUCAGACAACGGCUGAGGAGGAGGAGGACCCCUGCUGGGGACGUACCGGCCUAACCCCCCUUCCCUAAACCCCCCCCCCCGAACGCCUCCGUUUUGCUUCGGAGCUGCAAGGACAGACGCCGGCGAAAGCAAGCGGGCUCGGAUUCGCUUUCCGUGAAAGCUCGAGCGAGCAUCGGUCAGGGGAGGACGGCGGAGGAAGCCGCCUUUUUACCCACAAUCCUCCGCUCCCGUUCAGCCGCGGCAGGGUGCAGGGAGCGGCGGCCGCGGGGAGAAAUUCGCUCAGACAAUCUGAAGCCAUUGCACAGUGUUCUUUCCCUUCUUCUGUUCUGUGUUCUCCUUCCUGUUUAAGAUCGCAUUGCAGCCACUCCGAGAGGGAGAGCCCGCGUUUGAUCGAUUGUAGCGUACCGCAGUACAGGGUCCUUCUGCCAGUGGGCAGCUCAACGCCUCGCCCGUGGGUUUGGGGCGGGCUGGGCGUUUGUUUGAAGAGAUGCUAGCCACAGAUGCUACAGAUACAUGUGGGUAGAACUUCACAAAGACCUGCUAUCACAUAGUCAACACAGGCUAUCGCCUAGUUUACACAUAGUCACCAGGGCUCUAGCAAUCCAACACUGUGUGCCUUCCGUACAACCUUAGAUUCAGCCUUAGAGAAGCCGUUAUCCCCUCAUUGAAGUUCAGUAAAAUGAAAUGAGACGUAUGACGAUACUUUGAAAUGUAAUUUCAGUGAACAUGAAGGAUCAAAACCCAAGUAAAUUAUAAGAUAUGAAUGUAAAAGGCAUUCUGCAUUUGUACAUCUGUUUAUCUCUAAAUUUCACAGAAGCAAUCAGUUCAGUGCAUUUCCUGGAUGUUUAUGAGAUCAGCAGCUGUAUUACGAUAUACUAUCUUGCCAAUGGUUUCGAAAAAACUAAUGUUGGGAAUACUAAAUCUCAAUAUUACGGAUAAUCAAGGUGCAGUACCAUGUGAGCACGGUACUAGUGUUUUACUGGCCAAUUUAAAUAUUUAUCUUGAAGUACUGUACAGUUUUAUAUAAAGUACUUUCUCAUAAGACAAGUUCUUACAUGAUUCCAAUUGUUCAACUAGAACUGUCACUAUAAGGGAAAUUAAAAAAAAAAAAAAACAUUGUGUUUGUGAAACGCAAGCCAGAAUCAUCCUUAUUGGUGAUCUUCUUUUAAUCCUCUUAAAAUGAGAAAUUCAUAUUGUGGCAAGAAAAUAAAAUAUUGUUUUGGCAAGAAAAUAAAAUAGUGUUUUGGCAAGAAAAUAGAAUAUUGUUUUUGCAGUUGACUUUCAGUUAAUUUCAGCAGUUUGUGCUAAGGAAGGAGGGUUGCCAGUCAAGGUCAAACCCCACACUUUUCCCACUAUCACAUCUGUGCUAAAUGAAAACGUGUUAGUGCUGUGAGCUCUGCGGCUGGAGUUUUUUCACCGUACUGCCGAGUGUUUUUUGGGACAGAAGGCCGAGAGCUGAAGGGAGUGAGUAGGGUUUGAUCGCCUCGGUUACCGCGCCGUCAUGCUCUGUUUCUUUGGUAACAGUGUUCCCCUUCUGAGAUGCAUCAGGUCGGCCAUUUUAGAUCUUAGGGGCUGUAGUUCUUUUGUAGCUAGUUUUCAGACACUGAUGCCAAGGUUACCCGCACCAGUUUUUUUGAGUAAAAUUGAUGAUGGACUUGAAGUUUUGUUUUUUUGUUUUUUUUUAUUGUGUACAGAAUGCUCUCCCCGUCCACGGCUUGUGCCUUAUUUAACCUGUACAUACCUGUAAAUGAGAGUGAAUGUAUAUGUUAUAAGCGAUGUACGUAUCAGGCUUAACAUUCCCCUAAUAAAUGGUUUCAGUCUC
Molecule: messenger RNA, 4213 nt
Organism: Anguilla rostrata (American eel)
Lineage: Eukaryota; Metazoa; Chordata; Actinopteri; Anguilliformes; Anguillidae
Product: bone morphogenetic protein receptor type-1B-like
Exons: 14
Coding region: 681-2291 (536 amino acids)
Biological process (GO): protein phosphorylation; dorsal/ventral pattern formation; cellular response to growth factor stimulus
Cellular component (GO): plasma membrane; signaling receptor complex
Molecular function (GO): SMAD binding; ATP binding; transforming growth factor beta receptor activity, type I
Source: RefSeq, a predicted model, not a curated record